AUGGUUUUUAUCGUCACCAGACAGACCCUGAGAAGAAAGAUAAUAACGAUUGAUACCCGAGACUUCCCAAAACAAGUAUUCCUUCGCGAUCUUGAUGCCUUGGAAUGGCUAGAUGAUAAACCGGAUCUUAGAAGGCUACAUAACCUGAGAAAGGGCCAGUUUUACUUCGGCGAAUACCUCAGUCAGGGACGACUGGAUAUCAAAGGCAAUUGCGUUCAGAUAUCAAUGCAGCAGCUUAUUGAUGGCGGCCUUUUCACGAGCAUUUGUCCUGCACUGAACCAACCACAGAAUUGGAGUUCCUGGGCAGAAGCCACGAGCAACCUUCGAGGGAGCAUUCUCCAAAACAAUUCUGUCGAUAAACAAAGAAUACGAAAUACCAUUUUCCUGGCCCAAUCAUGCGUAGGAGAUAAAUUCGUUGUUCCUUUCGCUCUUAUGUUACUUUGUUUGCGAAGCGGACCCUCCGAUGAUGAGGUGAUUGCGAAUGCUUUUCACUCCAUUUUCACUGAUGAAGAACUCGAAUUCCAGAGCAUCAAGUACGAUUCCGAGUCUCAGAGAAUGACGGAAUUGCGUCGUUUCCAGCAGCUCAUGGAAGCUGUCAAGAAAGUCCAGGUUGAUGAUCCCGUUGCGAAAAUCACUGAGGGAGUCGAAGCACUGCCUACCAACAAAAUCCCACUUAAUACCCCGAAACGUGGUUUUUCCCAAGUUGGAUUUGCUGACGAAUAG
Fusarium oxysporum Fo47 is the source of this 723-nucleotide messenger RNA. RefSeq lists its product as uncharacterized. Bases 1 to 723 code for a protein of 240 amino acids. The transcript has 3 exons. The record is from RefSeq and is a predicted model, not a curated record. Lineage: Eukaryota; Fungi; Ascomycota; Sordariomycetes; Hypocreales; Nectriaceae.